AUGGCUUUCGACACUGUCCACCGGUUGGUGGCCAGGAAAGAGAGAGAGACCGAUGCCUCACCAUCUCUGUCCGCCCUGCUUACCACGCUCAUUCCUGCCUUGCUCGCGGCUGUGGUGAUGCUGAUACUCUUCAUUAUCCUGCGUAAGAGCCAUCGCAGAACCUAUAUGCCCCGUACCUACAUUGGAUCCCUGAAGCCAUGGCAGCGCUCCCCCGAUUCGCCGACCGGAACCUGGAACUGGAUCAAGGCUAUGUACCGGCUUCCCGACACAUACGUUCUGCAACACCACUCAAUGGACGCGUAUUUGAUGCUUCGUUUCUUGAAGCUGUGCUCUGUCAUCCUGUUCGUGGGUUGCUGCAUAACUUUCCCCAUCUUGUGGCCUGUCAAUGCCACGGGUGGUGGUGGCCAGACUCAAUUGAACAUGUUGAGCAUUUCCAACAUCGACGAGACUCAAUACGGUCGCUACUUCGCACACUGUUUCACGGCUUGGAUCUUUAUCUCCUUCGUCUUCUUCAUGGUGACUCGCGAGCAUCUAUUCUAUAUCAACCUGCGCCAGGCGUACCUUUUCUCGCCCGCCUACGCCAGCCGAAUUUCAUCGCGCACUGUGCUAUUCACUGCCGUUACCCAAGAUCUCCUGGACCGGGAGAAAGUUCGCGACAUGUUCGGCCGCGACAAGGUCAAGAAUGUCUGGAUCGCGACUGAUACGAAGGAGCUCGAGGAGAAGGUCAAGGACCGUGAUUCUGCUGCUAUGAAGCUCGAGGCUGCCGAGACUAAACUGAUCGUGCUUGCCAACAAGGCGCGCGCCAAGGCCCUUAAGAAGCAGGGCUCGGCUGAGAACCCUGAGACUGAGAUUGGCGACGGCCAGUUCGAUGAUGAGUCCGGCUCUGUCGCUGCGCGUUGGGUCGAGGCCAAGAAGCGUCCUACUCACCGUCUCAAGAUGCUUAUUGGCAAGAAGGUCGACACCAUCAACUGGGCCCGUUCUGAAAUCGGCCGUCUCACUCCCGAAAUUGAGGAAAUGCAGGCCAAGCACCGUGCUGGAGAUGCGAAGCUGGUUUCGUCCGUCUUUGUUGAAUUUUACCACCAGUCAGAUGCCCAGGCUGCCUUCCAGUCUGUGGCUCACAACCUUCCCCUCCACAUGAGCCCCCGCUACAUCGGUUUGGACCCUACCCAGGUGAUCUGGAGCAACCUCCGUAUCAAGUGGUGGGAGCGCCUCGGUCGCUACUCAGCUACCCUUGCCUUCGUCUGCGCUAUGAUCAUCUUCUGGGCUAUUCCCACUGCUGUUGUUGGUGCCAUCUCCAACAUUGACUCUUUGACCGACAAGGUUCACUUCCUGAGGUUCAUCGACUCCGUUCCGGGAUGGAUCAAGGGUGUCAUCACUGGUCUUCUGCCCACUAUCUUGAUGUCUGUCCUCAUUGCACUGGUGCCCAUCAUUCUUCGCCUGAUGGCCAAGUUGAGUGGUGCUCCCAGUCUCGCUGCCGUCGAAUUGAUCGUUCAGAACUGGUUUUACGCCUUCCAGCUUGUCCAGGUCUUCCUGGUGGUCACCCUCGCCUCUGCAGCUACUAGUGUCGUCACUUCCAUUAUUAAUGAUCCCUCCUCCGCUGCCUCCUUGCUGGCCAAUAAUAUUCCUCGCGCAUCCAACUUCUAUAUCUCCUAUAUCAUUCUUCAGGGAUUGUCGUUCAGCUCUGGUGCCCUUCUCCAAAUUGUUGGGCUGAUUCUCAGCAAGGUGCUGGGCAAGCUGUUGGAUAGCACUCCUCGCAAGAUCUACUCUCGCUGGUCAAGCUUGGCUGGUCUCGGAUGGGGCACAGUCUACCCUUCCUUCACCCUGUUGACCGCUGUUGCAAUCAUCUACUCCUGCAUUGCCCCGCUCGUUAUGGGCUUCGGUACCAUCGGUCUCUACCUGUUCUACUUCGCCUACCGCUACAAUUUGCUAUACGUCUCGAACGCAACUAUUGACACUCAAGGUCGCUGCUACACUCGUGGUUUGCAGCAGCUCACCGUGGGUUGCUAUAUAUCCAUCGUUUGUCUGAUUGGUCUCUUUGCCAUUGGUUCUGCUGCCAACCAGAUCGCCGUCGGUCCCCUGAUCCUGAUGAUCAUCUUCUUGGUCUUUGUCGUCCUGUUCCACCUCGCCAUGAACAGCGCCAUGGAGCCCCUCCUCAACUACCUGCCCAAGAACCUCGAGCUCGAGGAGGAGAGACAACUCGCCGCCGACAAGGCUGCCCUCGGCGCUCCGUACGAGAAUCCGGACUCCGACGAUCUGACCGCUCCCACCGGCUCCACCGUGGCUCCGGCCGACAGCGGUGUUGCCGGCGCGGACAACGGCGUCGACAAAAUCGACUCCGCCGAGAAGGGUGUCGUCGACACUUCUUCUUCAGAGCCAAAGCCCACAGAGCCAAAGCCCAACCUGUUCACCAAGUUCUUCCGCCCAGACAAAUACGCUAACUACCACCAACUGCGCAAGCUGGUUCCCGGCGGCGGCGAGGCCAUGUCCUACCCACCAGAGGCCGAGCGCGAUGCCUACUGCCACCCGGCCAUCACUUCACAGCCCCCUCUCCUCUGGAUCCCCCGUGACCCUAUUGGUGUCAGCGCCCAGGAAGUCGCGCACACCCAGCGCGUCAUCCCCAUCACGGACGAGGACGCCUAUCUCGACGAGAAGUGCAAGAUCCAAUGGAACGUCGAGAAGGGCCUGCCCCCCAUCUACGAGGAGAAGAUUGCCUAUUAA
This is a messenger RNA of Penicillium bovifimosum, 2718 nucleotides long. RefSeq lists its product as uncharacterized. The record is from RefSeq and is a predicted model, not a curated record. Bases 1 to 2718 code for a protein of 905 amino acids. Gene Ontology annotation, cellular component: plasma membrane. NCBI's taxonomy places the organism in Eukaryota, Fungi, Ascomycota, Eurotiomycetes, Eurotiales, Aspergillaceae. The transcript has 3 exons. Gene Ontology annotation, molecular function: calcium-activated cation channel activity.